Messenger RNA from Sitophilus oryzae (rice weevil), 4757 nucleotides. RefSeq names its product E3 ubiquitin-protein ligase Mdm2-like. The transcript is spliced from 7 exons. The record is from RefSeq and is a predicted model, not a curated record. Bases 120 to 1466 code for a protein of 448 amino acids. Lineage: Eukaryota; Metazoa; Arthropoda; Insecta; Coleoptera; Curculionidae.
GCGGGUAAUUUCCGGAGAUCUUUCUUGGAAAAUCUACUUGCGUUCAUACAAGUUUGUACGCGUCUAUUUUAUCAAAAUGCAAUCGAAGUAGUGAAAACGUUUUCUAGUCAAAAUUAAAUAUGUCCACUACGGUAGAGAGAUCUUCAGACUCUCCCUGGAGAAAGAGACCAAGAGAUGACGACUUGGAAUUGGACAUAAAAGAGCUAAAACGGCCGAGAAGUUACUAUUUUCGGCUGGCUAGCGAAAGCUCGAAGGCAUCCGAAGAUGACACGGAGAGCAUUUAUAGUCUACAGGACAAGGAAACUGAUGUGGUGAGGGAUACCUCGGAUACGGAAACGCAGGACGACUCGGACUUGGACAAGUACGAACUGGAGUUUGAGUACGAAGUGGCGAGUUUGUCGGACGAUGCCGAAACUUAUCAUUUUUCUUCUAGCGAUCCAGAGGACAUGGUAUUAGCGGCAGCCGUAUCAGUGAUCUGCGACAGCGACCUGGAGGUCUGGGUGACCGACGUGGAGGACUCUGACAGCUCGUCGGACGAAACGUCUUUGGGUAGGACAGAUUUUACGAGUUGUGUGCAGUGCAGAGGUGAAAACGACAACCCUCUUUUCAGAUAUUGUGAAAAAUGCUUUCAGAGCUGCCGGCUGUGCAAGAUGCAUAAGACGUACAAAUGUUUCCCCUUGUGCCAAGCGUGUUAUCAGGACCGUAAGAAAUUUUUCCCGCCGCGGCCGAAGCGCACCCGCAGGAGGAAAGCCAACGCCAAAACGUCGCUGGGAACGACGACGCGGGAUUCCCAGGAAGCCAUCAAGCUGUCGACGUUACAGAACUGUCUGAGCGGACUGUCGCAGGACUCGGGAGUGGGAUCGAGCCAGGAGUGCCCGCCGCUGAACUUCGAUAGGAUCUGCGUGCCGGAGGACGUGAGGAGUAGUAAAGGUAAUUCGAAAAACGAAGACAUAUCCCCUUCCACCUCUCAGUCUUUAACGGAACUCGAACAGUACGAAUCCGAUACAUCUAAAGAUCCGAAGCCAUCUAGCGGUAAGGAAACAAGCUCCAACUUUGGCCGUAAACGCCUUAGGUCCGAGAGUACUAGCGACGAUUCGGGGACCGAAUCAUCGAAAAAACCGAAAACCGCUCGCGAUUUAGGCUAUACGUCGAGCUCGACGCCGUCUAUCGGCGAGAAGUCGAGCCUGUCGGCCUUUCCCGUCGACAAGUCGAGCUUCUCGUCGGAAUCGAGCGGUUUUAGUUCGGGCGCGUCGCAAGAGAGGGCGUCCGGUUCGGAAUUCGACCGGUCGGAGGCGGAGCUGUGCAUGUUCUGCAACAGCGCGCCCAAAGACAGCAUCUUCUUGCACACGAACAUCGCCCACAGGUGUUGCUGUUACGAUUGCGCGAAGAAAACGAUGAAAUCUAUUAAACGGUGCCCGAUCUGUAACAGGUCGGUCAACAAGGUCGUCAAAAUAUUCACUUCUUAGGAUGAUAUAAUAAUAUACUGAUAAUAGGUUUGUUCCAACAUAGUAGAGAAUCGUUCUUGGUACGGUUACGCUUAUGCGUUCCAACAACGAGAGAAUCGUUUAAUGAACGAUAACUUUAAAAAUCGUUUGUGAAGCGUAUUCGGAACGGUCAUUUCAAUGCCAGCCUAAAAGCAAGAAUCAGAAGAAUUGACCUGCGUAUUAAGACUGUGUGUCAACUGAUUAUUGUUUUUCUUUUAUUUCUUUAGCUAUUUGCUGAUUCCUUAAGUUUUAUUUGGUAUGUAUUUUAUCGUUUUUAAACAUAUAAAGAUUUUUAUAUUUUUGUACUAAAUAUGAGUGACGUAACAACAGGACAGUGAUAUACCACUAAAGAUGAUUUAAAAUUUUAGUAAAUAAAGCAAAGCUAAUUUCAUAAUUAAAUAUUAUAUUUAAUGUUAUAACCUGUUAUAACCAACAUUUAAUUUUGGUAUAGUAACAGAACUGUCUCAGUCGACACAUGCGCACAAAUUUGAUGUCAAAGGUCCCAAUUAUCGUUCUAGAACGGUAAAAAUUUCUGUGUUGGAACAAACCUAAUGUUUAACUUGGUUCGAGUGCUACAAUUUUUGAGUUUUCUAAUUUUCUAAAACAAAAAUUUUUAAUAAUAUGACUCCUGUUCUGCAUACAUUUUCUCAUUAUUGCAACGUUAUAAUUUUUUUGUAUCUUCCCCUCAUAUUUUUUUAUGAAAUGCCGCUUUUAACAACAAAAAUCUCGUUAUAAAGUAGACGCAAAACAAAUUCCGACCAAAUUUUGAGGUUACAUGAAGACAAUGGCUGUGUUCUUAUUAGUCUCUGUUAAUAAUUUCUAAACAGAAAAACAAGUAAUGUACUUUGGAAACUAUUUAGAUGUUUUUACAACUCGUAAGGAUUGGAUGAUAUCAAGUUAAUCAAAAUGAUCAGGUAGAUUAUCUAGUUAAGUUUUUCUAUUGGUGCAAACUACACAGUGGGUAUGUAUUCGUCAGAUGGGCUAGACAAGCUUGACAGUCGCAUAAACACACCGUCUCGUCUAUAACCAGUAUAGUCCAAGUAUAAUUUUUUAACCUAUGAUUGUAAUAUUUGGUAUUAGAACAACUUAUUUUGAAACAUUUUUUUGAAUGACAACUUGAUUUGUAGAAACAUUUACAGUACUUGACUUAUAUUAAGCUUAUUUAAUUAAAUGAAUGAAGCUAAACCAUUUUAAGUAAAAAAAAAAGUAUAUUACUGAUAUAAUAACAAAACAUUUAACAGAAAAUUAUAAAACAUGUAUGUAUAUUGCAAUCUGGAACCAAUUUACUAUGUGUAGUAAGUUUAAAUUGAAUACCCUAUAAGAGCAAAACGGUCAAAAUCAAUUUUGGUCACUGUGGACAACCUGUAGACAUAACAUACUAUACUAACUAAACAGUGUUGCCAGAAAUUUCGAAUUCCUUCAAUACAGAGCCUUAAAAAACCUUCAUAUUCCUUCAACUUCACCAAAAAUUCCAGAUCUUGUGAAAAAUCACCAAAUUUCGUGUAUUUUACCUAUUUUCUAAUCAGGAGAAAAUUUUUAAAAACUUAUUUCUGGUAAUUUUUGGAUAGCGAUGUAUUUAGGUACAUAAACUUUUUAUUAAAAAAAAAUAACACGAUCAAAUAUGCCGUGAUAGAUACUCGACAGCAGUAUUAUAAAGUAUGUUUCAAAAAAUUCAUUGCUUAUAAUGCCUGAACCCAUUGCUUAUAAAUAUGACUGCCUGAACAGAGAAUAAUUAUUAAUCAUACAAGACUCCAUUUUCCAUUUACAUAUUUAUUUCUUUUCAAUAUCAAUAACUUUGGUUUACCUAUGAUAUGUGUGUAAUAAGAUGUGUUGAAAGAUAAAAACGUAUCUUAAUUUUGGAUAAAAAUCCUUCAUCCCUUCAUUCGACGAAAGUUGACUGUAAAAUCCUUCAUAUUGAAGGAAAUCAUUCAAUUCUGGCAACACUGUAACCAAAGAUGCUUGAGCCAAACUCGGCUGUCUUAAGGAGAAACACAGUAUAUGUAUUUUUUUCUAAAUAUAAUUUUUAACAUAUCGUCAAAAUUUAGAUUUACAGCAAAAUAACGAAGAUACAGACUAAAAAAACAGUAUCUUCAAUGUGAUCGAGAUAACAAAGCAACUUUUACUCUUAAUUUCUCACAAAAACAUUUUUAUCAUAUAGUGUGUUUUUCCUUAUUACAUAUAUUAUCUCAAAUAUGCCAAUUUUGGACUUAAUAAUUUGUUUCUAGGGUACAGAUAUGUAUUUUCAUGAAAUUCGUAGGGAAGUGUCAGGAAAUAAUGGAAAAAGUGACAACGUCAAACCAAUGGCAGCAGAACCGUUAAAUAUAAACGCCUAUUAAAAUUGAAAAAGUGUUAAUUAAUGUUUGACAAUAACAUAGAAUUAAAUAGGCGUAACGUAAGUCAUCUAUUGACUGUGUUCAUCGGAAAUUGUUUUGCGUUUACUUUAUGUUUUUUAACAAUUUGUUAAUUAUGUUUAUCAACGUUAUUUUUUCAUAAUAACUUGUACUAAUAGCGUCGGUUUGUGUAUUUUUCGAAGGUAUUACGGGCUAAAACGAGACAAAUUUGUUAAUUUUGAUAUAUUUUUGAACCUAGUUCAAUCAAACCAACCAAAUUAUAUUAUAAAUCCAAAUUUCCUUUUUUAGAAUAAUUGUAUAUUUUUUCCUUGUAUUUGCACUAUGAUCGUUUCUUUAAUUAAGAAAAUUUGAUAUAUUGAAAAAAAAAUAAUAGGUGUACAGAAGAAAUUAAUAAUUUAUUUAAUGAAUAUAGAUAUUUAAAAAGACUCUACAAAAAUUUAAGAGUCUAAGACUGAAGCGUUUUUUUUUCUUGUUUGUUUUUAUUGUAAAUAAAAUAUUUAAUAUCAUUUUAAAAAUCGAUAAAGUAAUAUAUUAUUCUAAUUUUCAGUUAAUAAAAGCUCUUAAAUUUUUGAAGAGGUUAUUAUUGUUAUUUUUAAUAAUUACGUGUGUGGCUUAAGGCUAUUUAGAACGCUUGUUUUUUGAAAUCCCUUAAAAAAACAAGUUGUAUGACUUUUUGCCUUUAGAUUCUCCCCUUUUUGAUUAUAAUUUUUCAAUUAGAUUUGUUUUGAAUUGAUUUUUAUGCUUUAGUUUCAUAAAAAUACUAAUUCGAUCUUUUGUAAAAAAAUUUUAGGCCGGUUUUUAUUUUAAAAAAAAUCAAAAAAGAAAAUGUGAAUUUGAAAUUACUUUUUCUAAUUUUUCCCAAUCAUGAAAUGAUUUGUGCAAUUUCGAUUAUUAGAAACAAUAAAAAUUUCCUUUUCAAACU